Molecule: messenger RNA, 2076 nt
Organism: Lethenteron reissneri (Far Eastern brook lamprey)
Lineage: Eukaryota; Metazoa; Chordata; Hyperoartia; Petromyzontiformes; Petromyzontidae
Product: tripartite motif-containing protein 14-like
Molecular function (GO): protein binding; zinc ion binding
Source: RefSeq, a predicted model, not a curated record
CUCGUCAAUGGUAAUCAAAAUCUCACUUUAUUAUAAACAUAAAGUAUUUUUGUUGAAAUGUAUUCUCUGAGCCACAGUGAGCAACGACGUUAUGUGCAUCCUCGGGUCAUGGCGAGCACAGCUCCCGCUGAGAACGUGGACCGUGAGUUGAUCUGCUCCAUCUGCCUGGACACGUUUGAUUGCCCCUGCACGCUCAGCUGCGGCCACUCGUUCUGCCUCCAGUGCCUGGAGGACACCUGGAUGGACACAUACUCCUACUGCUGCCCGCAGUGCCGCAAGACUUUCCGUCGACGACCCCAGCUGACCAGGAACGUGACGAUCGCCAACCUCGUAGAGCAGCUGCGAGUGACUGAGACCAUGGUUGCUGCUGCUGCUGCUGCUGGUGGUGUUGUUUUCUGUGACCACUGUCCAGGAGGCAAGAUGCCUGCAGUGAAGACCUGCCUCAGGUGUGAGACAUCCUUCUGCAGAGUGCACCUCGCGCCUCACCUGGAGAGGGUGAAGUUGAAUGACCACGUCCUGGUUUCACCAGAUGUGAACCCUGAAGAACGUAAGUGUAAGAGGCACAAACAAGAGCUCAUGUUCUACUGCAAGCAAGAUGUGAGCCUCGUGUGCACAGUCUGCGCCUUCACUGGAGAACAUAAAGGGCAUGAUGUCGACACGCUGGAGCGUGAGCAUCAGACACGGAAGAGUGGAGUCGAUGAGGAGAUGCGAGUGGUGGAGGAGGAGAGGAAAAAGGCGGAGGCAUCCUUGGGACAGAUGAAGGCCACUCGCAAGGACGUGCAGGAUUGCAUGGUCCAGACAAAGGCUCAUAUCUCAGGCGAGUUCAACCGCAUGAGGGCGAUGCUGGAUGAGGACGAGAGGGCAGCUCUGGAUCGCGUGGAUGUGAAGGGGCGCGAGCUGCUGUCCCGGAUCGAGGAGAACAUCGCUCAUUACGAGCGCGAGAUCAGCGACCUCCAGGCAGCAGCCACGCACCUGCGCACUUUGCAGGAGGAGAGGGACUCGCUCACGUUCCUGCAGGUUCACCUGAAGGAGAAAAACCGGAGAGGCACUCAGAAGGAAGCUCCACACUCAUCUCCCAGCAAAGAAGACAUUGCCACGAUCAGCGCACAGCAGCGAGCUCUGAUCAACUUGCUGCCGUUAAUGUAUGGACGCUCACCAACUCUGGACCCAAACUCGGCCCACAACAACCUCCAGAUUUCUUUGGAUCUCAGGAUGGUGACGCGAACCACUGUCUCCCGGGGUCGCCCCGAUCGCCACCCAUGCCGGUUUGAUGUCUAUUACCAAGCCCUGUGCUCCAAAAGCUUUUCGUCCGGUCAGCACUACUGGGAGGUAGACGUGGGGGGAGCGGCGGGGGGCUGUAUGGUUGGAGUCGCAUACGAGACGAUCGCACGGAAAGGGAGUGGUGACAAGUGUAGGCUGGGAGAGAACGACUCAUCCUGGGUUUUAUGUAAAAAUAACAACAGCUGCUGCAUUAUUCAUGGUGGUGUCUGGACUUCAGUGCCGGUGAGGGAUCCUCCCCGGAGAGUCGGGUGUCACCUGCACUGGGAGGCGGGGCUGCUGUCAUUUUACUGCGCCGACUCCAUGGAGCUGUUGCACUCCAUCCACCACUCGUUUAGUCAACCGCUCUACCCCGCACUGUGGGUGGGUGAUGUUGUUGGUAGCUCAGUGAGGAUUCUGGAUUUGAGUCGUGCGUCCUGAGAGCACGGAGUGUGAGCAGCGCAGAGGAGCAGCGCAGAGAAACGGGCACAACGCACAGACUCACGCACACAAAGACACAGACCCCCGUGUAGCCUUAACAGGCUGUUGGGGCAAGUGCUGUUAGCAAGCACCUAUGAAGGCUGGCACGGCACUCGAGGGGGUAGGUGGCCAACACCACGCCCGGCCGCCUUUGUCUUCCCAGUGGUGACGUUUACACACUGCACCAGGGACUCAUUUGAGGCUGAGUCGACCUAGGGGAGGCCCAUGACCGGUUUACGAACAACAUUGAUAGCGAUUAUUUGAAUCGGUUUUGGGUCUCCCCUAGGUCGAUUCAGCUUCAAAUGAGAACCUGCUACGGUGUGUAAACAUUGCCACUGG